AGACCCCAAACAUGCACUACUGCGUCAUUGCUUUGGCCCUCUUAGGCGCCGCGACCGCCGAUGUGAGUCACCUGCUCCACGCACAAGCCGCAGGUUACAGCUACAGCAGCAGCUCAGCCAGCGUGCCAGGCGCUGAUGCCAGCAGCUAUCAGCCAGAAAACCUCAUUCCCCAGCACUUGAGGUCCGCAGAAUCCUACAACAUUGGUGCUGAUACCCAAACCCCCGAGCAGUUCAUCCCCGAAGCCGAUCGCGUUGCUCAUGCCCGUUAUGUGCAAGAACAGGCCGCUCCUGGCAGUGAUGCCAGCAGCUAUCAGCCAGAGAAUUUAAUUCCUGCACAUUUGAAGGCUGAGACAGAGUCCUACAACAUUGGCGCUGAUACGCAGACCCCCGAGCAGUUCAUACCCGAGGCCGUUCGCGUUGCCCAUCAGACCUACACACAGGCUGAGGCUGCUCAUUCCAGGCUCCGACUCCAGCAGUUAUCAACCCGAGCACUUGAUCCCCCAGCAUCUGAAGUCCGCUCAAGUUCAGCCUCAGUUUACCCAGGCGCCGACUCCAGCAGCCAUCAGCCCGAGCACUUGAUUCCCCAGCAUCUGAAGUCCGCUCAAGUCCAAACUCUAGUUUACCCAGGCGCCGACUCCAGCAGCCAUCAGCCCGAGCACUUGAUCCCCCAGCAUCUGAAGUCCGCUCAAGUUCAACCUCAGGUUUACCCAGGCUCCGAUCCCAGCAGCUAUCAACCCGCUCAUCUCAUCCCUCAGCAUCUGAAGUCCGCCAAAAUUGCCACCCAGACCGCUCAGAUUAUUUCCGGUGCCGUUCGGUCCUUCAACAUUGGCGCCGAUAGCUUCACCCCGGAGCAGUUCAUACCCGAGGCUGACCGCAUCGCCCAUGCCCAAUAUGUCCAGGAGUUCAAUGCCGGGACACACGUGCCCGUUGCCAUUGGACGUGACACAAUCACGCCAGCUCAUCUGCGCUCCAGCUCGUACUCCUCAAGCAGUUCCCCCUCCUCAUCGGGCACCCAGUACGCUGCCAAUGGCGGUUAUGUCUAUUAGAUAGUAAGAGCCUAUUGAAUAAACAGAUUUUGACAUUAGACAAUCGA
Molecule: messenger RNA, 1093 nt
Organism: Drosophila busckii
Lineage: Eukaryota; Metazoa; Arthropoda; Insecta; Diptera; Drosophilidae
Source: RefSeq, a predicted model, not a curated record